Molecule: messenger RNA, 3820 nt
Organism: Thecamonas trahens ATCC 50062
Lineage: Eukaryota; Apusomonadida; Apusomonadidae
Product: NAD-specific glutamate dehydrogenase
Exons: 2
Coding region: 1-3774 (1257 amino acids)
Biological process (GO): L-glutamate catabolic process
Cellular component (GO): mitochondrion
Molecular function (GO): L-glutamate dehydrogenase (NAD+) activity; protein binding
Source: RefSeq, a predicted model, not a curated record
AUGGCCCUCCAUAUGUGGCGUGCGGCAAUCUCGACUGCGCUUCGGGCUGGAAGCCUCGCGCGGGCCUCUUCUGCUGUUGCGUCGUCAGCGUAUGUGGCUGCUGCGCGGCCGCUGACUAUGUCGUCUGCCAAGGUGUUUACCCUUGCUGGUGCGCGGUUUGCGUCGUCGUCGCCGGUGCUCCGGCAGGCUGCGGCCAAUGCCGUGGAUGAGAUCGGCCCGUCUGUGGACAAGUCGAAGCUCAACAAGACCGAGCGGCGGCUGUAUGACGCCAUGCAGCUGUGCUGGCACUCGUCGCGCGGCGACAUCAACGCGCUGCGGGCGCUUGUCUCACACGGCGUGGACAUCAACGCAGCCGACUACGACGCGCGGUCUGCGCUGCACCUUGCGGCGUCCGAGGGCCGGCUGGAGGCGGUCAAGUUCCUCGUGAAGAACGGGGCUGCGGUGAACGUGACGGACCGGUUCGGCUCGUCGCCUGUGCUCGACUCGAUCAAGGGCCAGCACCCGGAGACGACCAAGUACCUGCUCGGCCAUGGUGCUGUGCUCGACCAGAUUGUUGCGGCGUCUGACAUGUGCGCUGCGGCUGCGGAGAACGAUCUCGUGACGGUCAAGGCCUUCCUUGACUCGGGCGUUUCCGUCAACGUUUGCGACUACGAUGCGCGGACGCCGCUGCACCUCGCUGCGGCAAACGGGCAUGCCGGCAUGGUGGAGCUUCUGCUUGACGCUGGGGCGGACCUUGAGGCCAAGGACCGGUUCGACGGCACGCCGGUGACGGACGCGUCGCGGAGCGACAACAACCAGGUGCUUGAGAUGCUGACCAAGGCACGCGACUCUGGACAUACGGCUGCGCCGCGGGCGCCGCUGGAGAAGCUGAGCGGGUCGAACCCGGCGCAGGAGGAGCACAUGAACGCGGUGGCGCAGAUGCUGUACGAGCAGGGUGUGUUCCGCGCGUCGCUCAUCCGCUCCGAGCUCUCGCACUACUACGACAAGCUCGAGCUGCACCGGAUGUACUUUAACCGGUUCACGCCCGAGGAGGUUGUGGGCCACGUGCAGGGCUACGUGGCUGCCAAGCGGCUUGCGGCGCAGUCGGGCUCUGCCGAGGCGAUCAAGCUCAACAUGGAGAACGAGUCGUCGGCGUUCUACCUCUCUGCGGCGCGGCAGGACGCACGCGAAGAGACGGAGCAGCGGCUGGAGACGUACAUCAAGCAGCUGUCUGAGACGCGGAGCAACCCGGUGUACUCGGUCUCGCACUUUACGUCCAAGGGCACAGCGGUGCCGUAUGGCUCGGCGCGGCUCGGGCUGUAUGUGGUGGACAUGGAGGACCACAAGCCGUGCGCGAUGGAGGACACUGAGCUGACCAAGAUUGCGUCGAAGCACUUUCUGCGCGAGACGGCACCCAAGCUGCUCCCGCGGUACCAGUCGAUCAUCGACGCUGCGGUGAAGCGGAUGUCGCCUGUGAUCGAGGUGCACCCGCGGCGCGGGCACGACGGGUCGAUCCCGCUGCUUGUGGCGGCGCGGCCUUUGUCGCACAACACGUCGCUGGCCGACAUUUCGAAGCUCAUCUUUGCGUCGAACCUGGUGUGCGAGCGGAAGCUUGUUGAGUCGUUUGCCAACGGCAUUGCGGUGUACACGCUGUACAUUGGCGGCGAGGCGUCGGACGCUGCGGUGAAGGAGCUCGCGGACCUCAUCUCGCUCCAGCUGACGAUGCCUGUCUCGCCGCACCUCUCGCCGUACUUCCUGCAGGGCCAGAUCUCUGCGCGCGAGUACGCGUACAUCUCUGCGGUGACCAAGUACGUGAGCUACUUUUCGCCGGCGACGGUGGUUGACUACCAGGCGCUGCUCGACGUGGAGACGGAUCCUGUCAAGCGGCGGCGGCUGCUGGGCGUGGGCAAGCACCUGCGUGCGUCGCAGUUCUCAGAGCCUGCGGUGGUCAAGACCAUUGUGCGCAACUUCCAGCUGUUCAAGUCGAUCUUUGGCGCGUUUGACGCACGGUUCAACCCUGCUGUGGCGGCAACGCCGUCUGCGGAGGAGAUUGCGGCGCUCGAGGAGCGGAUUGCGUCCGAGGCGUCUGUGGGCGACGAGCAGCACAUUCUCUCGGAGACGCUCGAGUUCAACUCGAGUGUGGUGAAGACCAACUUUUACAAGACCCGGCGUGCGGCGGUGUCGUUCCGGCUCAACCCGCAGUUCCUCUCGGACUACUCGCACAUGUUCCCGGACAUUCCGUACGGGAUCAUCAUGUCGAUGGCGAACGACUUCCACGGCUUCCACGUGCGGUUCCGCGACGUGGCGCGUGGCGGCGUGCGGCUGAUCAAGUCGCGCGACGAGGCGGCGUACGCCAAGAACUACGAGGCGCUGUUUGUGGAGAACUACAACCUGGCGCACACGCAGAACCUCAAGAACAAGGACAUUCCUGAGUUUGGCUCCAAGGGCACGAUCCUGCUCGGGCAGGACCGGCAGGCGCAGCCGGAGCUCAAGUUCCGCAAGUACAUCUCGUCUGUCCUCGACGUCAUCAUCGACGACGAGUCGAUUCUCGACUACCAUGGGCAGCCCGAGGUGCUCUUCCUCGGCCCGGACGAGCACACGGCCGACCUCAUGGAGUGGGCAUGCCUCUACGCCAAGCACCGUGGGUACCCGUACUGGAAGGCGUUCACGACGGGCAAGCCGCCGUCGAUUGGCGGCAUCCCGCACGACACGUACGGCAUGACGACGCGGUCGGUGCACAAGUUUGUGACCGAGGCCCUGGCGGACGCCGGCAUCGACGAGUCGACGGUGACCAAGGUGCAGACCGGCGGGCCGGACGGCGACCUCGGCUCGAACGAAAUCCUCAUCUCCAAGGACAUCACCAAGGCGAUUGUGGACGGCUCGGGUGUGCUGUACGACCCCAACGGGCUCGACCGCACGGAGCUUGAGCGCCUGGCCAGGGGCCGGCUCAUGGGCGAGGCCUUUGACCAGUCCAAGCUCUCGGAGGGCGGCUUCUUUGUCAACGUCGACGACACCGACGUGACGCUGCCCAACGGCGAGAAGGUGCGUGCCGGCGACGCGUUCCGCAACGGCUUCCACCUGCACCCGCUCUUUGAGGCCGACCUGUUUGUGCCGUGCGGUGGGCGGCCCGAGUCGAUCAACGCCAGCAACGUGGCGUCGGUGUUCAAGGAGGACGGCACGCCGCGGUUCAAGUACCUCGUGGAGGGCGCGAACCUGUUUGUGACGCCCGAGGCGCGCACCAUCCUCGAGGACGGCGGCGUGGUGGUCUUCAAGGACGCGUCGACGAACAAGGGCGGCGUGACGUCGUCGUCCAAGGAAGUCCUCGCCGCGCUCACGCUCGACGACGAGGAGUUUGACAAGCUCAUGUGCGUGAAGGACCCGGACAACGUGCCCGAGUUCUACGACACGUACGCCACGCAGAUCCAGGACCUCGUGGAGGAGAACGCCCGGCUCGAGUACCGCGCGCUCGUCAAGGAGCAUGCCGCCGGCCGCGGCCGCCGCACCGAGCUCACCGACGUCCUCUCGUCCAAGAUCAACGUCCUCGUCGACGCCAUCGAGGAUUCGGAUCUCUUUGAGAACCACGCCAUCCGCGACCCGAUGCUUGCCCGCUGCGUCCCGCCCAUCCUCAUCGAGCACGUCGGCUCGGUCCAGGCCCUCGUCGACCGCCUGCCCGAGGCCUACGCCAAGGCCAUGUUCUCCUCCUCGCUCGCCUCGUACUAUGUCUACACCAGCGGCAUUGCCACCAACGAGUUCUCCUUCUUUGACUUUGUUCGCAAGGUCAUCGGCGACGAGUAAGCUCACCACCCCCUUGGCUGGCUAAGGUAAAAAAACUACGAAACGC